This is a messenger RNA of Adineta steineri, 777 nucleotides long. Lineage: Eukaryota; Metazoa; Rotifera; Eurotatoria; Adinetida; Adinetidae. The record is from the annotation of a GenBank genome assembly.
AUGUCUCGUAGUGCUUUAGUUACAGGAGCAGCUCAAGGUAUGGGACGUGCAAUUGCUUUACGUCUUGCUAGAGAUGGACUCAAUAUUGCUAUCAAUGAUAUUAAUUCAAAUACCAUUCAACUUAAUGAUAUUCAAAAGACAAUAGAAAAAAUGGGUCAAAAAUCCAUUGUAAGUACUGCAGAUGUGUCAAAUGAGAAAGCAGUCUCAACAAUGAUGAAGAAUGUAGUUAAAGAAUUAGGAAGUUUAGAUGUCGCAAUUGCUAAUGCAGGAAUUUGUUCAAUAAAGCCACUCAUUGAAAUUACGGCAGACGAAUGGGAUACAGUAUUAGCUACUAAUCUACGUGGUGUUUUUCUUUGUUAUAAAGAAGCUGCUAAAGUGAUGAUUGCUCAAGGUACAGGUGGUAAAAUUAUUGGUGCUUGUAGUAUGGUUGCCUAUCGAUCAACUACACUGGCAAGUCAUUAUAUUGCUAGUAAAUGGGGUGUACGUGGUCUUACCCAAGCUGCUGCUCUAGAAUUAGCUCAACAUAAAAUAACAGUCAAUGCUUAUUGUCCUGGUUAUGUCGAAACUAAGCUGAUCGAUUCCGUUACUCAAGAAUUCACUAAAUAUCAGGGUACAACACAAGAUGAAGUCAAGAAAAAUUUCGUACAAAUGAUUCCUCUUAGACGUCCUGCUCAACCAGAUGAUAUUGCAAAUUUUGUAUCAUAUCUUGCUAGUAAAGAUUCGGAUUAUAUGACUGGACAGAGUGUUAUAGUAGAUGGAGGAUUUGUAUUAACCUAA